ACAGUGCAAAACUCGAAACUAGUUCGAUACUGAUAAAUGGCUUCUGGUAGCAAAGCAACUUAUGCUCACCAAAGCCAUUCUUCAGGGGGAAGCAACAUCCGAUCCCACCAAGGAGACUCCGUAAACAAAGCCAUUGCACAGUACACCGUCGAUGCUCGCCUCCAUGCCGUCUUCGAACAAUCCGGCGAGUCCGGUAAGUCCUUCGAUUACUCCCAAUCCGUUAAAACCACCACACAAUCUGUCCCCGAACAGCAAAUCACCGGCUACUUGUCCAAAAUUCAGAGGGGCGGUCACAUACAGCCCUUCGGCUGUAUGAUUGCAGUCGAUGAGUCCACUUUCAGGGUCAUUGCUUACAGCGAAAACGCCACCGAAAUGCUCGACCUUAAUCCGCAGUCAGUCCCCACCCUUGAGAAACCCGAGACCCUCACGGCUGGUACUGAUGUCCGUACAAUUUUCACACCAUCCAGCUCUCUUCUCCUUGAGAAGGCCUUCAGUGCUCGGGAAAUCACGUUAUUGAAUCCCCUCUGGAUCCAUUCCAAGAUUUCUGGGAAACCCUUCUACGCCAUCUUGCAUAGGAUUGAUGUGGGAAUUGUAAUUGACUUGGAGCCUGCGAGGGCUGAGGACCCAGCUCUGUCAAUUGCUGGUGCCGUGCAGUCACAGAAGCUCGCUGUCCGUGCCAUCUCCCGUUUACAGUCGCUCCCCGGUGGGGAUAUCAAGCUUCUUUGUGAUACUGUGGUUGAACACGUCCGGGAGCUCACCGGUUAUGACCGGGUUAUGGUGUAUAAGUUCCAUGAUGACGAGCAUGGUGAGGUUGUGGCCGAGAGCAAGCGACAAGACUUGGAGCCUUAUAUCGGUUUACACUAUCCUGCUACUGACAUCCCCCAGGCCUCGAGGUUCUUGUUCAAGCAAAACCGGGUCAGAAUGAUUGUCGACUGCCAUGCCUCUCCUGUUCGGGUUAUUCAGGAUGAAGAUCUAAUGCAGCCUCUGUGCUUGGUUGGUUCAACGCUCCGGGCCCCACAUGGGUGCCACGCUCAGUACAUGGCCAACAUGGGCUCGAUCGCCUCACUAGCUCUGGCAGUAAUUAUCAAUGGGAGUGAUGAUGAGGGUACUUCUGGACGUAACUCUAUGAAGCUUUGGGGCCUUGUUGUGUGUCACCACACUUCUGCUCGAUGCAUCCCAUUCCCCCUCCGUUAUGCCUGUGAAUUCCUUAUGCAGGCCUUCGGGCUUCAACUCAAUAUGGAAUUGCAAUUAGCUUCUCAAUUGUCAGAGAAGCACGUUUUGCGGACCCAAACUCUUUUGUGUGACAUGCUUCUCCGGGGUUCCCCCACUGGAAUUGUCACCCAGAGCCCCAGCAUCAUGGAUCUUGUCAAGUGCGAUGGGGCUGCUCUCUACUUCCAAGGCAAGUAUUAUCCGCUUGGAGUCACCCCUACUGAAGCCCAGAUAAAGGACAUUGCCGAGUGGUUGUUGGCUCAUCAUGGGGACUCUACAGGUUUGAGCACAGACAGCUUAGCUGAUGCUGGAUACCCUGGGGCAGCCUCCCUUGGUGAUGCAGUUUGUGGAAUGGCUGUGGCUUAUAUCACUUCUAAAGAUUUCUUGUUCUGGUUCCGCUCCCAUACUGCCAAAGAAAUUAAGUGGGGAGGAGCAAAGCAUCACCCAGAGGAUGAGGAUGAUGGACAGAGGAUGCACCCACGCUCUUCAUUUAAGGCGUUCUUGGAAGUGGUUAAGAGCCGCAGUUUACCUUGGGAGAAUGCCGAGAUGGAUGCAAUUCACUCAUUGCAGCUUAUACUGCGAGACUCGUUUAGAGAUGCUGAGGGGAGUAAUUCUAAGGCUGUGGUCAAUACCCAGCUUGGGGAAGUGGAAUUGCAGGGAGUGGAUGAGCUUAGCUCAGUUGCUAGAGAGAUGGUUAGGCUGAUAGAGACUGCAACUGCUCCGAUUUUUGCUGUGGACUCCCAUGGCUGUAUAAAUGGGUGGAAUGCAAAGGUUGCAGAGCUUACAGGUCUCUCAGUUGAGGAAGCUAUGGGGAAGUCACUGGUUCAGGACCUUGUUCAUAAAGACUCUGCAGAGGUUUCUGACAAGCUGCUAUUUCGUGCUUUAAGAGGUGAAGAAGAUAAAAAUGUAGAAAUAAAGCUCAGGACAUUUGGUUCACAACAGCUUAUAAAGGCUGUCUUUGUAGUUGUCAAUGCCUGCUCUAGCAAGGACUACAUGGGUAACAUUAUUGGGGUUUGCUUCGUUGGUCAGGAUGUCACUGGUCAGAAAGUGGUAAUGGACAAGUUCAUCCAUAUACAGUGUGAUUACAAGUCUAUUGUACAAAGCCCCAACCCUCUGAUACCACCUAUAUUUGCGUCAGAUGAUAAUAUGUGUUGUUCAGAAUGGAACACAGCCAUGGAAAAGCUCACUGGGUGGGGAAGAGGGGACAUCAUCGGGAAGAUGUUGGUGGGGGAGGUUUUUGGCAGUUGCUGUCGACUUAAAGGCCCAGAUGCUAUGACUAAAUUUAUGAUUGUGUUGCACAAUGCAAUCGAAGGGCAAGAGACAGACAAGUUUCCGUUUGCCUUCUUUGACCAGAAUGGGAAAUAUGUGCAGGCUCUCUUGACAGCAAAUAAGAGGGUUAAUAUGGAGGGCCAGAAUAUUGGUGCGUUCUGUUUUGUGCAGAUUGCAAGCCCAGAACUGCAGCAAGCUCUGGAAGUGCAGAGGCAUCAAGAGAGGAAACGCUUUGCAAGGAUGAAAGAGUUGGCCUACAUUUGCCAGGAAAUAAAGAAUCCUCUAAGUGGGAUACAGUUUACUAAUUCACUGUUGGAGGCUACGGACUUAACUGAGGAUCAGAAGCAGUUUCUUGAGACUAGUGCUGCUUGUGAGAAGCAGAUGCUGAAGAUAAUUAGGGAUGUUGAUCUGGAAAGCAUUGAUGAUGGUUCCUUGGAGCUUGACAAGGCUGAAUUUUUACUUGGGAGUGUUAUAAAUGCUGUUGUUAGCCAAGUAAUGAUACUGCUGAGGAAGAGAGGUUUACAGUUGAUCCGGGACAUUCCAGAGGAAGUCAAAACACUGGCUGUUUAUGGUGAUCAAAUAAGAAUUCAACAAUUGUUGGCUGAUUUCUUGUUGAAUAUGGUACGGUAUGCACUGUGUCCAGAAGGUUGGGUGGAAAUUCAUGUUUGUCCUAGUUUGAGGCAGAUCUCAGAUGGAACAGAGCUUGUGCAUCUUGAGUUCAGGAUGAUGUGCCCAGGGGAAGGCCUUCCUCCAGAAAUUAUCCAAGAUAUGUUCCAUAGCAGCCGGUGGGUAACCCAGGAAGGCUUGGGCCUGAGCAUGUGCAGGAAGAUUCUAAAGCUAAUGAAUGGUGAAGUCCAAUAUAUCAGGGAGUCUGAAAGAUGUUACUUCCUCAUAAUCCUCGAACUUCCCAUGCCUCGGAGAGCUUCCAAGAGGGUGGACUAGUUUCUUCCAUUCUGACUCACUGGACUUCAGAUAAUUUAUCACGCAGCCUGCUGCCUUGUUUCUGCAAUUUCCAGGCUGCAUGAUCCCUGGCUCACAAUGUUGCUAAGUACAAGCUUGACUUGGCUGAUGAGUAUGUAGGAAACACUCAAAAAGAGCUACAUUGGAUAUUCUAAUUCACUUUACUGGUCUGUGGCCUGGAGAGAAGCUGAAACCUACUGUUGUACAAGUAGUUAUUACUCUCUUGUCUGUGUACGAAUCUAGGAUAACACUGAUGGGGGUUGUGCCAGCUUCUAAUGCAAAUGUGAUGGUGCGAUAUGUCAUUCAUCUGAAAGUCCCAAAUGGGAUGCAAUUAUAUUUUUGUGAUGGCUGUGUGGGGGCUUAUGUUGUAUUACUUUCUGUGGGUAUUGAGUUUGGAAUUGAUGUGGUGGCAUCAUUCCUUAUGUUAACCUUGUGUAUGGUUUCUUACUUGUAUGAUGGUUUUCCUGUUCAACAAUAUGUAAUGGAAGUUCUACAGCUUCUAGGAUUAUUACCUGAUGCCUCCAAGGCCUUGUUGUGCCCUUUGUCUAUAAAACCUAUUGUACUUGCCUGACAUCCUUUGUCAAUAUUUAUGUAACAUUUGAAUCGUCUGAAAAUAUGAUCUGUGAGAAAUUGUUU
Messenger RNA from Telopea speciosissima, 4074 nucleotides. Its product is annotated as phytochrome B. The record is from RefSeq and is a predicted model, not a curated record. The coding region runs from base 37 to 3420 and encodes 1127 amino acids. NCBI's taxonomy places the organism in Eukaryota, Viridiplantae, Streptophyta, Magnoliopsida, Proteales, Proteaceae. Gene Ontology annotation, biological process: protein-tetrapyrrole linkage; detection of visible light; red, far-red light phototransduction. The transcript is spliced from 4 exons. Gene Ontology annotation, molecular function: phosphorelay sensor kinase activity; protein homodimerization activity; photoreceptor activity.